CAGAGAACAAAUAUUAAAAUUGUACACAAAGAAAAGAAGAGACUGAGGGUUGUCCCUCUGGCCAUCAGACUGUACAACUCAUCAUGAGUGGUCAGAGGGGGUCUCAGUCACUCCUUGUAGUUUAAGUGCAGCUGCCUUCAAGUCAACACUCAGGGGAAAAACAUCCUUUGUAAAUGCUGCGUUGCCGACGUCAUUGGUGUGCGACAGGCCUCUGCGUAUAGUAAAGUGCAGUUCUGCAGUCGGAUGCUGGAGAUGGUGAGUCGCUGCUGAGGGCCGAGCUAUCGAAGUCUUUGAACAAUAACUUACUGACUUGAUUGCCGCUGUUAAAGUCUUUCAGCUCGUUUUCCCCCCUGAGCGACAGAGUGUGUUAGAAAACGUCUCCGACCGACGGCCAUUGUUAGCUUAAAAGAUAUCGAGCUAAUGUUGACGAGCGGGUUCAGGCCCAGCCAGGAGUUCACUACAUUGUUUUUGUCUGCGACGCCACUUAGGCAGCUGAAAGAGCAGAUGUAAUUAGUGACACUCGCUGCUCACACACUACAGCACCAAGACCCUCACAUUCAAACCCAUUUCUUUAGAAUUGUUGGCAGUUUUCCGCAGCACACCAGUCGUCAGCUUAGCGUAUAAACGUUAGCUAACUGGUUUACAGCUAGCUAACUGCAUUUAAAUAAUGACUUCCAGGAGGACAGGCUAUGCUGGUAGCAUGGAUUCCUCUCCGUCAAAUAGUGGCAGCGGUUCAGUCCACACUGGAAACCGUAAACAAAGUAUAAUAAACAUUCCCGACAGGACCGGUGCAGAGUCCUGUUCGAUCGCAAAGCAGACAAGGGAGGAUACGGAGCCUCGCAAGGAAGCAUGACCGUCACGUCUCUGAAAUCACGGCUCGCUCCGACCAUCCAGACUGCCAUGUCCGCUGCAGUGGACACGCUGCUCGGCGAAGUGGUGCUUGUUCUCAAUGAGACCCAGCAGGAGCUUUUGCACAAGGAGCAGGAGAAUGAAAGACUCAAAGUGCGUCUGGAGGUGUCAGAGAGGGAGCUGAAGACUCUGCAGGAGUGUCUGUGUAGCGCUCAGAAGCUCAUAGAUCAGCUGCAGAUCUCAUACACUGGACCUCAGAGUAUCAGCCAGUCAGUUUUUGCCCCUUCACUGUCCUCAAUGGCUUCGAUGACCUCAGGCUUGGAGCGAGACCACCAGAACGCCAGAAAUGUGAACGGAGCAGGUGUAGACUUAGGUCUUGGUGGUUCUGUGGAGGAUUCGCUUCACGGGUUUGAACCAAGAGACGACUACAAAAUGUGCCAGCUUUCAAUCCAGCCAGAUGGUUCUGUGACGAACCACGCUAUGGACUUUGCAUCCAACACGUCUCAUAUGUGCUCUGAUUCCAGCAGACCAGAUGACAGGCAGUCUCAAGGACCAGGUGGAGUGUCCAGAUUUGAGAUCAAAGAGGAGCAGGGACCAGCAUCAGGCUCCGGGCAGCAAAACAGGAAGGAUUCUGGGUUGCGUAAUGACAACAGAGGUGAUGAUGGAGACCUAGGCUUCAGUCAAGUUGGAGGGGAGGGAGGCUCCCAACGUUCCUUUACUCACCCACUGCGUCAUCAAAGACCCAAUGCUUUGCAGCAGAGUGGACUCGAUGGACAGAAAUCGCUGGCAAGGACUCCUGGAGCUGGGAGAGGAGACAGUGUUUCACCAGGCAGAGCAGAGGACUCGGCAGGACCUUCGGCCUCUGACACAGCAGUGGAGCCCUCUGGAGAUCGUCCUCACCACUGCUUGGAGUGCGGAAAGACCUUCCGUCUGAUCUCCAGCCUGAAGAAGCACAUCCGCAUCCACACUGGAGAGAAGCCGUACCCGUGCGGAGUCUGUGGCCGUCGCUUCCGCGAGUCCGGUGCGCUUAAAACUCACCUGCGUAUACACACAGGCGAGAAGCCGUACUCUUGCUCCGAGUGUGGAAACUGCUUCCGCCACUUGGACGGUUUGCGCAAACACCGGCGCACGCACACUGGAGAGAAACCCUACGUGUGUGCCAUCUGUGGGAAGCGACUGAGCCGCCUGCAGCACCUCAAACACCACCAGCUCAUCCACACCGGAGAGAGACCGUGCUGCUGCCCCUUCUGCAACCGCAGCUUCAAAGAGCCCGCGGCGCUGCGGAAGCACAUCCGUACGCACCGGGAGGAGGGCGGCCACAUGGGGAUCGGCGCCAGUGAUGACACGGACCCAGACGCCAUGGAUGACAUUAAUAACCUCCAUCCUGCAGCUCCGUCUCCUCAGAUGAGGUUCGGGGAGUGGGGGGCUGAGGAGGAUGACAGCUCAGUUGUGGACUGCGUGUAGAGGAUGAUUAAGGAAGUGUUGACUGCUGGUGUUUUUUUUUUACCACAAAACAUACUCGGGGUGAAAAACAUGGAACCAGGUGUUUGUGUAGUUUGUCAACAUGAUGGGUGAUUGUCCCAUGCUGUUAGAAUGAAGAACCAGGCUACAUAUAACACUAGCCAUGGAGCUUUAGUUUUUAUCUGGCAUUGUCAUCUUUUACACUCUUAGCUGUAAAAAGACUUUUUUUUUUUUUAAAUAUCCACUGUACAUUCUUCAGCAACGGGUAUUUCCUAGCUGAGAAGUUCAAGCAGCAGCAGUAGUGUAGAGUUUCUUCUUGGCAUGCUUAGGUGCUGGUUUGCCACCUUUCUGGUAAUAAUUUAGGAAACUAUUGGCGGAAGUAGUUAGAAAAUUUCUCGAACAUACCGUCAAACAUCAGCUGUGUCACAGCUUGUUUACACUUUGAUUUUAGUCAGGACAAAACUGUUAUGAUUUUGGUCGUGAAUUUUAAAAAGCUGACAGGGAACAGAAAUAGCGGCUCAUGCUUCAUGUAGGUGACAAAUUUUAUACAAUGUGUAAAUGGGUGUAUUUGACCAAAUCGAUGUUGAUAAGGUGAUCAUAUUUAGGUAUAAACUAGGGAUGAAUGAUAUAUAAUAUUUGGUGAUAUUUUUCAGCUAAUUUUGGCUGAUAGAUGCACAUAUUUUUUCCAACUAAUGUCAGAGAACAUCAGCACCCUCCUGUAGGGGAACCUAUUAUUAUGCUUAUUAUGAUAGCCUACUGGCAUGUGCAGACAUAGAAUUUAAAUGUUUUUCCCUUUGUUCACCAGACAAAGUAAGAACAUUACUUUAGCUUACACAUAAAACUUGCCAUGCGUUUAUUAUGUAACCUUUUAAAACAAACUGUACAUUUUUAGCUGGACAGAUGUGAUCUGUCGGUGAGUGUUCACCGUGGGCCUGAGCUGAUAUUUCAUUUUAGAGCCUUUAUUGGCUGGUAUCAUCAUGCAUCCCUAAUGUAUGCCGUUGGUGCUCUGACUGACACAAAAAUUUCCAACCACAUCUGUGAAACUGAACAAGACUAUAUUGUAGGCAUUCUCCUUUUUCUCUCAUACAUUUUUAGACCUACCCUGGUGAAAAUAUAGUUUUUCAGCUCAUUUACACGCCUGUGCGGUGCAUGUAAUAAGAAAUCAAAGCCAUGUGUGAGAAUUUCAACCUUAACCCUGCAGUGUACAGAUAACAACCUUCAAAACACAGAUUCAAACUUCUGAUCUUUAGAAGUUUAAUCAGUGAGCAGAGAGGGGCUUUAGAAAAAUGCAUCACUUUCUCUUUACUUUCAUGCAUCUUUUAAGAUGAGGAAACUAAAAUGUGUGAGCUCUGGUGAUUUCAGAGAUGACUUCUGUCUCCUAUCAUGGCAUCAAUAUUUUAAUCUUCCACAUCUGCUCACUAUGCUUCACUAUGUAUUCAUGCAGACUGAGCAUUACAGCGGUCAGUUCGUCUUGGUCUCAUCCUGAGCCAGUAUGGAGGUGAUGCAGCGCUGAUAAUUAACCGGUUUCUCUCAGUGAUCGGGUCCUCUGUGGGUGUGUGCAUCACCUUUGAAGCAUUUGAAGGAUAUUUUAAAAUCUAAUGUGUUAUAGUUUUAGUUACAUUUACACUGUAGUUUUUUUUUUUUAAAUCUCCAUGAAGCAUGAGCCCGUCCCUUUCUGCUCUGCAUUAUCUCCUCUUUCCACUCUGCGGAGCCCUCAUCAGUCUGUGUGACUGAUGACCGUAACGUUAUCGAGCUGCAGCUAUCUGAGUCGAGGAUAUCCUGGUGUUAAGAUAUCAGUACGUGCAUUUCUUUGUUUAACCAAAACAUGGAGGCUUAUUUGAAAACACAGUCAGCUGCCAUCAUCAGCAUGUGCCCAGAUCAAGAGCUUAAACAAUUGUUUUGUUGUUUCUCCAAGUCUGAUUAACAUCUCUCUUGGACCAUAUCUUGGCAUUCCGUUUUUUUUCCCCAAGCUGCUACUGUAUGUCUAGAAAGCCUUUCCCUUUCUGGACUUGUAUUAUUGUUACCAGCCAGUUACUAGCAUACAGACUCUGGUGCUUGCAUGUGCAUAUCUGUCCCUCCUCUGGCAGCAGUGCCGGGGGAUGUUUCUGUAUAUAAGAAUGUAGUUUUAGUUAUUUGGCUCAAUAAGGGUUGACAUUUGUGGAAAAGUUCCUGUGCAACAAUGACUUUUUAAAAGAAAAACGUGCUUGGAAAACAUCAGUAUGCUAACGUACAGUGUAAAUAUACGUAACGUAAUUACAACUCUUGCUGAUGCUCUGACGUGCGACGCCGCUGAUGCAUCAGGUUUAACAGCCGAGCAUUACUCCUGAGCUUAGCUGUCUGUGUCAUUUGACAUGUAAUACUACUAUAAUGGUCUCCAUGUAACUAUGCUCUGUACAUUUAUAAGUGUGAGUCAUUUUAAAAGACACAAAAGGUGGUAGAUAUCUGUCGCUGUGCAUAUCCACGAUAAUUCAUUUCGUCAGGUUAGUCUUUGCCCCGGAUAAUCAUAUUUAUUGUUUUUUGUACUUCAAACAUGGGGGGCCUUUGCAUGUGGGUUUAAACAGAAACGGCAUUAGUCCUUAAGACGUCAGUGUUUAAUGUGGGAUGAAUUACUUUUUAUGCUUCCGUGUUCAAAAUAUAUGCGGCCGCGUCACACUCACCUGUUACCCACUGUAAAUGUUACUAUAUUAAAGGGCCACGUUUAUA
Molecule: messenger RNA, 5013 nt
Organism: Acanthochromis polyacanthus (spiny chromis)
Lineage: Eukaryota; Metazoa; Chordata; Actinopteri; Pomacentridae
Product: zinc finger protein 16
Exons: 2
Coding region: 850-2313 (487 amino acids)
Biological process (GO): regulation of transcription by RNA polymerase II
Molecular function (GO): DNA-binding transcription factor activity; RNA polymerase II cis-regulatory region sequence-specific DNA binding
Source: RefSeq, a predicted model, not a curated record